AUGUUACGUGAUAAGUCAAAUACUUAUACACUAUCUAAGGAGCAAAAACAAUUCUAUGAAGACAAUGGAUAUCUGGUUAUUAAGGAAUUCUUUGAUUUUACAACACUUUAUAACUGGAAGAAAAGAUUCCAACUUAUAUGUAGAGGAAUCGUCGACAAAGGUAACAUGCUUGUGUUUAAAGAACCAAAACUCGUCGCACAAGGCUUGAAAGGAGAGGAUCUUAUUAACAAGGUUUCAGAGAUUCAAUAUGACGAAGUUUUCUCCACAUUUACUGAACAUCCUCGUCUAAUCAAUGUACUUUCACAAUUCAUUGGACGCGAUAUGAAUGUUAUGAACAGUAUGUUCAUUAAUAAACCACCGGGAAGUACAAGACAUCCACCACAUCAGGACCUGUAUUAUUUCCCGUUCCGGCCAGCAGAUAAGAUUGUAGCAGCUUGGACGGCCAUCGAUGAUGUAACAGUGGACAAUGGAUGUCUGUAUGUUGUACCGAGAUCACAUAAGAACAAUACUAUAUACAGACAUGGAAACUUACCUGACUCCAACAAGUUGUAUCACGGUAUCUUGGAGUCAGGUCCGUGUGAGCCUAAAGUGUAUGUAGAGAUGUCUCCCGGAGACACGGUCUUCUUUCAUCCUCUCAUCGUUCAUGGAUCAGGAGAGAACAGAACAAAGGGGUAUCGUAAGAGUAUAACGGCUCACUACGCGAGCACGUCGUGUGUGUGUGUGGACGUGAGGGGGACUGUACAGGAACCAGUGGCUGAAGAAUUGGAGCAAGAGGCGAGGAGGAGGGGGAUGGAGCUCAGCUUCCAGCUGUUGUAUUACAGAAAAAGAUUUCAAGACAUCUGCAAAGGGACCGUCGAUAAAGGUAACAUAUUAGUGUACAAAGAACCAGCGCUCGUGGCUAAAGGUCUGAAAGGUGAAGACUCUAUCAAUAAGAUAUCUGAACUCCAAUAUGAUGAGGUUUUCUCGACUUUCUCUGAAGACCCUCGUCUGCUCCACAUUCUGUCACAGUUCCUUGGAGGAGACGUGAGCGUCAUGAACAGUAUGUUCAUUAACAAGCCUCCAGGAAGCGCUAGACAUCCACCACAUCAGGACCUGUAUUAUUUCCCGUUCCGGCCAGCAGAUAAGAUUGUAGCAGCUUGGACGGCCAUCGAUGAUGUAACAGUGGACAAUGGAUGUCUGUAUGUUGUACCGAAAUCACAUAAGAACAACAUUUUGUACAAACAUGGGAAUUUACUCGAAUCCAACAAACUAUUCCACGGUAUCUUGGAGUCUGGUCCGUGUGAGCCUAAAGUUAAUCUUGAGAUGUCUCCCGGAGACACAGUCUUCUUUCAUCCUCUUAUCGUUCAUGGAUCGGGAGAAAACAGAACAAAGCGGUAUCGUAAGUGUGUAACGGGUCACUUCGCGAGCCCCUCGUGUUACUUCAUCGACGUGACGGGAACAGUGCAGGAGGGACUCAAGGACGAAGUGGAGGAGGAGAUACGGAGAUAUGGGUUCACGUUCAGCUUCCAGGACUUCUUUAAAUACAAGAGCAAGGUCGUGUUGAAGUCAUCUUCCAAACUAUGA
Messenger RNA from Danaus chrysippus (African queen), 1563 nucleotides. Lineage: Eukaryota; Metazoa; Arthropoda; Insecta; Lepidoptera; Nymphalidae. The record is from the annotation of a GenBank genome assembly.